CACGCGCGGACACAAAACAGCAAUCAUCCCCCACCUCCACCUCCUGAAUACUCGGACGGACUCCAAUCCAGGAGAAACACACGCACCGCCGCAGAGAGGAGAGAGAUUCGGUCGGACCGAUGAGCGGGGUGACGGACGAGGACCCGAAGCGCGCGGCCGGCUCCGGCUCCGGCGGCGGGGGCGGGUCGUCGGGGAGCGGCGGCGACGGCCACGCGCGCCGCCGGUUCGACGACAAGGCGCUCGUGGCGCGCACGUCGCUCAUCCUCUGGCACACGCACCAGAACGACGCCGCCGCCGUGCGCAAGCUGCUCGAGGAGGACGGCGCGCUCGUCAACGCGCGCGACUACGACAGCCGCACGCCGCUCCACGUCGCCGCGCUGCACGGCUGGCAGGAGGUCGCCGAGUGCCUCAUCGCAAACGGGGCCGACGUCAACGCGCUCGACCGCUGGCAGAACACGCCACUAGCUGAUGCGGAGGGUGCAAAGAGGCAUGCUAUGAUCGACCUGCUCAAGAAGCAUGGCGGAUUGACAUAUGGUAAAACUGGAAGCCACUUUGAAGCAAAGUCAAUUCCACCUCCCUUAACAAACAAGGCUGACUGGGAGAUUAACCCACUUGAACUGGAUUUCACAAAAGCAGUUAUGAUCGGAAAGGGCUCUUUUGGUGAAAUUCUGAAAGCAAAUUGGCGAGGAACACCUAUUGCUGUCAAGCGCAUUCUUCCAUCAUUAUCUGAUGAUAGGCUGGUUAUCCAAGAUUUUAAACAUGAAGUCAACUUGCUGAUAAAGUUGAGGCAUCCAAAUAUUGUACAGUUUCUUGGAGCAGUCACAGAAACCAAGCCUUUGAUGCUAGUUACUGAGUUCCUACGAGGAGGUGAUCUUCAUCAAUAUCUCAAGGAGAAAGGCUCACUCCCCCCACUUACUGCUAUUAAUUUCGCGUUGGACAUCGCAAGGGGCAUGGCAUAUCUUCAUAAUGAGCCUAAUGUUGUAAUUCAUCGGGACUUAAAGCCAAGAAAUAUUCUUCUAGUUAAUACCGCUGCCAACCACCUGAAAGUUGGAGAUUUUGGUCUUAGCAAGAUUAUCAAAUCUCAGCAUGCCAACGAUGUAUACAAGAUGACUGGGGAGACUGGAAGCUACCGGUACAUGGCUCCUGAAGUUUUCAAGCACCGUAAAUACGACAAGAAAGUUGAUAUCUUCUCCUUUGCCAUGAUACUAUAUGAGAUGCUUGAAGGGGAUCCACCUUUUUCCAACUAUGAACCUUAUGAGGCUGCUAAGUAUGUGUCAGAUGGGCAUCGCCCAGCUUUCCGUUCAAAAGGACAUACUGCUGAGUUGAAAGAGCUGACUGAGCUAUGUUGGGCUGCAGAUAUCAAUCUGAGACCAUCUUUCUUAGAGAUACUCAAGAGGCUGGAGAAGAUCAAGGAAAGCUUAUCAUCCCACGAUCACCACUGGCAUUUAUUCUCACAAUCGUAGUCCUUAUACUCGUCACAAACAAUUUAAACUACAGGUGUCGUGAAUGGUUUUUCAUGGGAGGUCAACAUCGAUUGUGUACAAAAUUGGAUGGUCGAAAAGGUCCACUGAAACGGCAAAAGGAUGCCCUGAUGCUUUUGUUUCUGCCAAAGCAGAUACUUUUCUCGAAUCACUCUUUGCUUUUAGGUAAUCGUGAAAGCCUGGAGGGUGAUUAGCCCAUAGUUCUUCAAAACAGAGUUAAUUGGGAUUCUAAAGAUUGCCCUUUCCAUCCCUGAGAGGUGCAAAUUAUUUAUUGAGAACUGCUUCUGUAGUUGCGGAGAGUAAAUUUGUUUGUGCAGUCUCUAUAAAGCUCUUCUUUAUAGUGUGAA
Molecule: messenger RNA, 1828 nt
Organism: Lolium perenne
Lineage: Eukaryota; Viridiplantae; Streptophyta; Magnoliopsida; Poales; Poaceae
Product: serine/threonine-protein kinase VIK
Biological process (GO): protein phosphorylation
Molecular function (GO): protein binding; protein serine/threonine kinase activity; ATP binding
Source: RefSeq, a predicted model, not a curated record